This is a messenger RNA of Brachypodium distachyon (stiff brome), 604 nucleotides long. RefSeq lists its product as uncharacterized. The record is from RefSeq and is a predicted model, not a curated record. The transcript has 4 exons. Bases 1 to 375 code for a protein of 124 amino acids. Lineage: Eukaryota; Viridiplantae; Streptophyta; Magnoliopsida; Poales; Poaceae.
AUGACGACAGAGGACGCCGUCAAUGUUGGCACCGACCUAGUCACCGAGGACACCGCUGAGUCCGCGACGCCGGACAUAGCUGGACUUAGAACCGGACGCCGGAACGUCGGCAUCUUCCUCGUCUUCCUCAACUCCGGCGGAGGAAGGAAGCCGCUGCUGUUCCUCUGCACUGCGACCUCGACGAACUACUUCGCUGCACCGAGUCUUCCCCGGCCAGCGAUUCCUUUUCGAGCCCAACAAGUAGCUGAGGAACAGCAGGAACCUGAGCAGUACGAGGAGUACAACACAGAAGAAUUCGAAGAGUGCCCCGAGCCUAUUCCAGUUGCUUCUGAUUCUGUCCCUGAGGUUGAGUACUACGAAGACGACGUUCAGUAGAUGUUUUACCCACGUCGGCUAUGAGUCCUAUGGAGUAUGACUCGUUCGUCCUAUAGCCAUCUUAUGGCAAGCUGUAUCUUAAAUUCCAUUGCUACUAUGUUAUGCAAGAUUUGGUAUUGUAAUCACUCUGAAUGAUAUUAUCUUAAACUGGUAUUAUAUGUAUUGAUAUGAUUGCAGUGCUGGAUAUAUGUAUGCAUACUUGCUCAUUUCUGGAAAAGUGUGAUGAGGA